AUGUAAAUGAAAUUAUUGUGAAUGGGACAACGGUCGAAUUUAAUGCUAAAGGAACGAUAGCGAUAUUAGCGACCAGCACGAUUAGUAAUAUAGCAGUUGUCUCAAUCGGAUUCAUGUUAAGCUACAAUUGGGCCAUUAAAGGGGUAAUAAAACAAGGAAUUUAUUGCGAUAUACAAGGAUUCCUCAUCAAUUUAGGAGACGUUGCGUCGGGAUUUUGGGCAUUCAUAAUAUGCGUGCACACUUAUAUGCUCGUGGUCCAUUCUUAUGAAUAUCCACAUAUAGUAUUUCUAUCCAUGAUAACCAUAUGGCCGUUCAAUAUCUUAAUAUCGGCUUUAGGUUUCGCUAUUCAAAAUGCCUCCGAUGGUAAAAGGUUUUAUGGUAGCGCGGGCGGUAGUUGGUGUUGGAUUGAUAGUGGUUUUCAAGAAUAUCGAAUUGGUUUUCAUUACGGAAUCAUCUUAUUCAUCGCCGCGGCCAUGAUCACCCUUUAUGCCGUUAUGUUUGUGAUAUUGUACAGACGUCAACGAACAAUGUCAACGAGAGGAUCAAGGAGGGUUUUACAGAAUGUGAAUAAGAAGCUUGUAUGGUAUCCCGCCGUCUAUAUCGUUCUCAUAUUUCCGUUAGCCCUACAACGUAUCGUUGGUCUUGCUUCUCAAAAUACACUUAUUUGGUCUUCUAAAUAUUUAAUUGCUGCUGGAAGUAUCUUUACGAGCGCAGGAUUAGCAAAUGCGAUCAUUUAUGGUAUAACUCGUAACCUUGUAUCCGUAAAACCUGUGAUGGCCAUGGUACCCAAAAUUCGUCGAUUCACCAACACGGUCGCAUCACCAACGACUACCUACUUUACAAAUACGCGGAGUUCGUUCUUUUUUAACUCAAAUUCCGGCAGAAUCACCACCGACAUGGAUCCCAUGUCAAUCAUUUCAAUUACAGCCACACAGCCGAUGCGAAUAAGUUAUAUGGAAAACCCGACGAUUUAUGAGUGUGAUGAUGAAAGUCGGUAUCUAACGAGUACUAACGCGGUGACUCCGCCAAGUCCUACUCAUUCAACUGAUCCAUUAAACAGCCAUAAUCAUAAUUCUUCGGAUACGAUCUCUCCCGUCUGA
Funneliformis mosseae is the source of this 1100-nucleotide messenger RNA. The record is from the annotation of a GenBank genome assembly. NCBI's taxonomy places the organism in Eukaryota, Fungi, Glomeromycota, Glomeromycetes, Glomerales, Glomeraceae.